ACUAGACGUGUUUCAUCGGCCUUCUGUCAUUAUUCAAGACGGUAGAGAUUCAAAGGAAAGCGAAUAUGGUUUUAAGAAAGUUACGGCGAGGACUCUGUGUUUUAGUUCCUAUCUACGUGUGCUUGGUGUUCAUAGGAUUUUUUUCAUUUAUUUGGUCACGCGCGAGAAUUCCCCGUGGGCGAAAAUCGAUUGCCCAUGUCACUGUAUACAAUGAACCAAUUUCUCUCGUUAAUACAUCGUUCAAUUCAUCCAAAAUGUCUGGAGUGUUAAACUUGCAUAUAUGGAAUGAUUUAUGUGGGAAUAGUGUCGAACUUCUUCGUGAGACGCCUCUGUUCCCUCGCUAUCCUCACGAACGACUUUUCAUAAGGAGUUUCCAAACUGCACGACAUGUGGAUGCUUACGCUCAAAGAAUUUUUGGUUUCAUCGAGCCUAAGGUUUCGGGGUUAUACACUUUUGCAGUUUCUUCCGAUGAUACUUCUGAACUGUGGCUUAGUUUCAACGAAAAUCCACGCAAUCUUCGCUUGAUAGCGAGUGUUUUUUCUCCCGUAGAAAGCGCAUGGACAGAGGAAAGCAUUUUCUCUAAAUAUGCUACUCAACAGUCGCGAAACAUACGUCUCGAGGCGAAUCGAAGAUAUUACGUGGAAGCAUUGCAUAAACAAGGUUCUGGUAAUGGCAGAAUUCAAGUUAACUGGAGGAAACCUGGGUCCAUAAAACUCGAACCUGUAACGGGAGAAUAUUUGAGCGCGUAUUUUGACGAUAGCAGGCGAAACGGAAGUUUUCGUGACCUUGUCAAAGGCCACGAGAAACUCCAAUGGUUUCCAAGUCAUGUUAAGCAGAGAGUUUUCAAAGGGUUGAAUCUAAAGAGUCAGUUUAAUUACACGUCCCUUUCUUUGAUCAAUCGCAGUGAGGUUAAAGGAGUUUUAAAUCCUUGUUCAUACAAACCGAGCUACAUUAUCGAAAGAAACCUUUCUCGUUACGAAGGUGUUAACUUGGUGCACGAUUCGUUGAUAUUCCCGUUCGACAACACCUAUCUUCAUCAAGCGCGAGUACCGUGGUCGGCAGGAAAUAAAGAAGUUGAUAAUGUAACUGUUAGCAAAAUUGUUGGGAAAUUUAUGAACAGUUUACAUAAGUUUCAUCGGAAGUACUAUUUACAGAGAAUCCUGAAUGUUGAACAGAACCCUGACCCUAAGCUGGGAAGUCGUUUCCUCCUUGAGCUUGAAUUGGGUGUUAAUGGAUCAAGUGAAAGCUUCCGUCUCUCUGAAUAUGUGUAUCUUCCUCUAGAGAAAGAGGAGCUUUGUUUCCCUGAAGGUGUAGAGUGGGAUAACAAUGCUACAGUGUACUUUAUUCUGCCUGUUAAAAACCAGGGCAUGUGGGUUCAUCACUUUGCUUCUCAACUUGCAGCCAUGUCAAAUCAGAGUGGCGAUUUCAACUUUCACAUUAUUAUUGUGGAUUUUUCAAGUGAUGACAUUGAUCUUGAUGAAGUGUUUAGCAUGUGGCCAUUAAAAAACCGGUAUACCGUGAUCAAGUUGACUGGGCCAUUUCACAAGACAUUAGGAUUACAGAAGGCUGUCAGUGUUGUACCAAAGGAGGAUGAUAUUGUCUUUCUUUUUGAUCUUCAUAUUGAUGUUCCUUUUGGUCUUAUGGAUAGUGUAAGAAAGCACACAAUAUUUGGCAAGGUGGCAUAUGCACCUACUGUGGGCAGACUAGAUUGUGGAGCAUUUCCAAGUGAUCCUUAUGGUUUUUGGCAGGUGAAUGGUUAUGGAAUUUUAAGUGUUUUCAAAAAGGACUGGGACAGAUUUGGAGGUAUGAAUGUUCGAGAUUUUACCACAAAAUGGGGUGGCGAGGAUUGGGAUCUCAUUGACAGAGUACUUUCUGCACAGCUGGAAAUUGAAAGACUAAAACAGCCGGGAUUGUUUCAUUACUACCACUCUCACAAGGGAAUGUGGAAUACAUAGGUUCUAUAGAUAACGUAGAAGAUUUUAAAUAAAUUGCAGAUGUAUUUGGGAAAGGUAGUUGCUAGGUAGUUGUCUGAAAAAUGACUUGAAAUGAUCUUGAGUGAUUUCUAAAAUGACCUAAAAUGACCUUGAGUGAUUCCCAAAAUGACCUAAAAUGACCUUGAGUUAUUUCCAAAAUGACCUAAAAUAGCCUUAAUUGAUGUCUAAUAUGAAAUAAGCUGAAAUGACCUGAAAUGACCUUGAGUGAUUUCUAACCCUAACCCUACAGUGACUAAAAUGACAUAAAUUACAUUUAAACUUUACUGGAACAAUUUAAAAUAGCAAUUGCCAGCUAAAUAUAACAGAGCAACAAAACUGAAUGUGUGAGCUGAGUGCUUACCUGUGAAAAUGAGGAUGUACAUGUUCACUCAAUGUGAACCAUGGCUGUAUAGAAAUUGUGUCCAUCACUAAAUUUUGGCUCAAUAUAGCUUAGUUAGGAUGGCUUUUAAAUGCUUUCAGUCUCAGAUCUUGUUAGUAAUUCUCCAUACUAUCUGCCAUAUCAUUGUUAUGAUGUUAGUUUGGGGAAUUUGUAAUUAGAUCGACUUAAAUAAUCCCUCAGUUGAUAUUUAUCUUUCUUCUUUCUACUUCUCUGCUUGAUGUCGUUUUGAUAUUAUGUUGUGUGAAGAAAUUUUGUGUUGGUUACUCAUGAGAGUUAAAGGGAUGACCUUUAUUUUACGAACUUGAAAAUCCAGUGUAUGAUACUGCCGAAUUUUUCCAGAGAAAGAAGAAUCAAAAUUUAUUGAUAUUAUUUAUUCUAUAAUUUAACAAUUUAAGAUUUAAUGAUUUAAUUUAGAAUAUUUUUUAUGUAAAAAGAAAAGUUGUUUUUAUUUAUCAAUAAAGGUUUUUU
Messenger RNA from Pocillopora verrucosa, 2841 nucleotides. Its product is annotated as beta-1,4-N-acetylgalactosaminyltransferase 3. The record is from RefSeq and is a predicted model, not a curated record. Lineage: Eukaryota; Metazoa; Cnidaria; Anthozoa; Scleractinia; Pocilloporidae. Gene Ontology annotation, molecular function: acetylgalactosaminyltransferase activity. Gene Ontology annotation, cellular component: Golgi cisterna membrane.